Molecule: messenger RNA, 5081 nt
Organism: Nomia melanderi (Alkali bee)
Lineage: Eukaryota; Metazoa; Arthropoda; Insecta; Hymenoptera; Halictidae
Product: ceramide phosphoethanolamine synthase-like
Biological process (GO): ceramide biosynthetic process
Cellular component (GO): endoplasmic reticulum membrane; plasma membrane; Golgi membrane
Molecular function (GO): ceramide cholinephosphotransferase activity; sphingomyelin synthase activity; protein binding
Source: RefSeq, a predicted model, not a curated record
AUGGUUAUACCAGUUUUAUAUUUAUUUGAUAAUAAGUUUGAGAAUACUAACUUUAUUUGACAACUCUAUUUACACAUUGAAUAAAAAAGAAGAAAAAUGAAAAUCAAGUACCUCUAAGUAUUUAUUUUUCUAAGUUACAUGAUAGUGACCUGGCUGAUAUAAAAAGAGCUUUCUGCGGUUCGUCUAGAUUUUUGUACGAUUUAUCAAAUGGUCAUCCAUAAUAUAAUAGUUCAUUUAGAUUAUAUUGUUGCCUUCCAAAGUAAAUUUUAGUAGAUAAAAAGUUAUGUUACUCCAGAGUUUAUUAACUUCAGUUUCACUUUUCCUUUGAUUUUUCGUGUUUAAUUAAUAUCUUAGAGUAUGUAUUUAUUACGUUAAUAAUGAGAGAAAGUGUUUCUUUAUAUGUAGAUAUAAUGUUAAAAUAAUUGACUAUACAGUGUUAUAUCGCUUAUGGUUUCUAAAUAGAUGUAAUAUUAUAACGUUAAAUGUGAUGAUUUUAUAUAGAGAUAACGAGUUUUCCACCUACUAUAAGUCUUAGUAUUAUAUUUUUGUUAAUGAUGGGGGUAUUCUGGUGUAGAAGUGCCUUUUUAGAGUAAUUUUUGAAAUUUUUUUAGUAACAAAGAGAAAAACGUAUAUGUUUCAUUUUCUUUUAGUUUCACUGCUUUUUUCGCUUUAAUUAGUCAGAACAAAAAUUUUUGUACAAUUAAGGUAUUUGUAGUUUUAACUAUAGCGACUGAUAGAUAUAUAUAACGCGUAUUUAAAUAAGGAAGCUAAUAAAGCUUGUAAUUUUUGUGAAAAGCAUGCGAAUAGCAUGAAUUGAAAGAUUAGGUUUUAAAAAAAUUGCACUUCAAUUUUUAUGAAAUAAGCAAUUACAUACUCAUGAUGACACUUACCUUAAUUUGCUAUAUCAGGGUUUAUAAAGAAGACCUUUUUCGCAAAAUGGAUUAUACAAUGUUUCUUUUUCUCUUAGAGAUAUUUUUUUUCUGUUUUAGCAGUGUUUGACUGUUCUCGUUGAGAGCGAUCAAGAUCUUCGUAAUUUGUACGAUUAACAAAUUCUUUUGCAUUUAUUUCAGUUUUCAUUUGCAUUCUUUUACAUUAUUUUCAUUGAAAAUGGUUACUGCAAGAUAUAUUGCAAUAUCAAGUGUUUUCAUGCUCCGUACGAGUUCAAGUUUUUUGUGCACUUUUUCUUGUAUAAGUACUUCUCUUUUGCAUGAUUAACUGUCCUUUUUAAAAAUUCAAAAAUACUUGCGUCAGCUUCGUACAGAUAAUUGAAUGUCUCACAUAAGAAACGAGAAGGAACUAAUUUCACGUGACUUUUAUCAAAGUAAAGGAUAAAUACAAAACUAUCAUCAUGUGCAAACUUAGGUGGGGUCGGUUUAUGGCACCUAUACGCCUUUCAGUGAUACGAAGUUCUUUAUAAUUGUAUAACUUUUACAAUUUCAAAAAUUACAUGAAAUCGCGUUGAUGACAGUAUAGAGAAUAAAAAGCUGUAAUGAGCUCGAUUUUUUUACCAUCUAAACCAGAAAACCCCCUUAACUGGAUUCAAGUUCAAAAAUACAUUUGAUGAGUCAUCUUACAAAUGAAUGUGAUACAUGAACAAACUUUAUUGUGACUCACUCGAACGUGAUAUAAACAGUGAUUUGUUAAACAAAUUCUUGUAUUAUUUUAUUCUGUGACUUCUAGUAUGAUUUCAGUGAAGUUUACAAGUAGUAUAAAACACUACCAUCGAAAAAUAUAAAUAACUUCUUUCCUUUUAGUUUGUUUAUAUAGUUUUUAUGUAAAUGCAGGAUGAGGUAAUGAACUUGAGUCUUGAAUCUACUUGGCAAACAUUAUUUGUGUCUGAUCGUCGUCGAUCACUUUAAUUGCUCUUGAGAAAUCUAUAAAAAGUAGUAGUGAAUGGAUGACUAUCGACCAAAAUGCUAGUGAUAAAAUGACAGCCAUGAUCAGACUUAUCGUUGAAUGUUCACAAAUUGAUAAGAUGUACAAACAUACGUACAUACAUGUAUUUGUCUCUCUUUUAUGCAAUCUAAGCAGCGUAGGAAAUAAAUAUUGUACAUUCUCCGAGGUUUAAUGGUCAUUAAGAGGCUAACUUUAAGAUGAUUUAUGACAUUUAUAUUUGCUAUAAAUAGAAUUUAUUAUAAUUUUAUCAGGAGGCUCUCAACGUGGUAUUGUUAAUAAAGUCAUUAAUAGAGAAAUAGCAAAUGAAUGACGUAAUACUAAUAUAUUUAUGUAUUAAUAUUUAUGUGAUCAUUUUGUAUUAGGUCAGUACGAUUUUUUGCUGAUUUCCGAUUUAUUUUGAAUAUUUUCGUAUUUCUUUGUAUAUAGACAUACAUCUGAUAGAUUUAAUACCUAGUAACGUAAUACAUUGCGCAUAUCUAUUAUAUCAGAUUUUUGUAAAUACGAAGUCUUCAUUAUCGUUAGAAUUAGCGGCGACGGGUGCUGAGUUUAUUACAAAUGCAAAUUAUUCAGAGGAAUAACGUUUGUUCACGAUAUAUUCCUCUGACGAUAUUUAAUGUUUACAUGGGCGACGCCGAUUUAUGUAUCAUGCACAAAUUUCAUUUUUUGAUUAACGAACUGUUUUUUUUAUACGAAAGUACGCUUAUGGACAAUAAAUUGUUUGUUAUAAUUAGUCGAGUUACAUUUAUAUUUUUCUUUUUCUGCGAGAAUCUCACGUAAUUAUAUUUGUCGGAAAUAGAAACGUCUACGCAAGUGUACCGUGUCUAUAAUUAAAUCGGCUGUGCGCAGACAACGAUGCUCUCAGAGUUAAAAUGUCAGUAGCAGAAGCUCCAUGCUAUUCUACUUAUUGAUUUUUUUUGUUCUAAUUUGAAAAAUGAGAAGUUAAUAAAAUAUUUGUUGCAAACGAAAAGUGUACAGUUAUUUUGCUUUAUUCGUGCGUAACUAAUUUCCUACCAACUUUUUACUAGCAACGGAAAUCCAGCUCGGUUUCGAAUGUGAGAACGCAUUAAAAUGGAAUGCGAUUAAAUAUUCAGUCAUCUGGUAGACAUGGUACCGGGAAGUGAAGACGGCUGCCCGAUCUGCGGCGAUCGGUUGAACGCGACCCUUAGAUGCAGUGGUUGCAGGCGGCAAGUUUAUUGCAGCAAAGAACAUCAGCGACAAGAUUGGCCCAACCACAGGUCAGUUUGUCAGGCGUGGGAGAUUCACGAGAGCCCCGAACUCGGACGACAUUUAUUGGCGUCAAGGGACCUGAGUCCCGGUGAUCUGAUUCUGUCUGAAUCACCUUUGGUUUGGGGUCCGGCAUUACACACGGAUCAAAGAGUUUGCAUUGGCUGCGGCGAACAAUGCAAGUCUACCACCACGAUAUGCAAGUUUUGUCUUUGGCCGGCAUGUGACGUGAACUGUCCUGGACUUACCGAUAAGAACAGACAUGGUUUGGAAUGUCCGUUGCUAUUCAAUGCCAAGAUUGUUCCUAGGUGUGAAAUUCUCUUAGUAAUCCGUAUGAUAAUAUUGUGGCUGAAAAAGUCGAAACAAUGGGCGGCUUUAGAAAAAUUACAGAGCCAUGAAGAGUCCCGCGGUGAGGGAACAAUCGCGUACGAAGAGGUCAUGAAUGUAAGUCAGUAUGUAGAACGUCUUCUACCAGACGUACAAGGAGCCAAGGAUAUUAUUGGGAAAAUUUGCGGCUUAAUAGAUGUGAACGCUCUAGAAACGAUGCCACCCGAAGGUUCGGUGGCGAUUUAUGAAACCGCAUGUCUAUUGGAACACUCUUGUUUGGCAAACACAAGACACAGUUUUAAGAUGGAUGACAAGGGAAGGCCUCGUAUCAUCGUGAAAGUCCUUUGCUCUGUAAAGAAAGGAGAACAUCUAAGUACAAUGUAUACGCAUGCACUUUGGUCAACGUUGGUCCGAAGAGCGCAUCUCCGAGACACAAAAUACUUUUCUUGCUACUGCAAACGAUGCACCGACCCAACCGAACUAGGUACUCAUCUUGGCACCUUAAUAUGUCCCCAAGACAACGGUUACAUUUUAUCGAUGGAUCCAUUGAACUUCGAUUCAGACUGGAAAUGUGAAUUGUGUCCUGGAACAUUGACUGCUUCAGAAGUGAUGGAAUUCACUGGGAAAUUGGAAGACGAUGUUGACGAAGCUAUGAGCAGGGCAACAAAGGAGACAUUGGUCGACCUUCUGAAUCGACUUACUACAUUGCUGCAUCCUAACCACCAUCUGUGUAUCAGUGUUAGCCAUUCGUUGAUCCAAUUGUUACCAUCAAACGAUCCGAUGAAAAUUGAUCUGUGUAAACGAAUCAUAGAAACUACUAAGAUAUUGGAUCCGUACAACACAAGGUUGUCGUUGUAUACUGCAGUUACUUUGCGGGAGUUGUCUGAUUGUCCAGGGGAAGAUAGGGAAGAACUUUUGUCAGAGGCAAUUUCUCUACUGCAAUCGGAACCUCCGAAUUCACCUGGCGAGAAGCUUAGACUGUUAAUUGAAGAUGAAUUAUAAGUCAACUGUAAUAUAACGAAAUUGCAAGGAAUAUAAAAUUAAAGCACGCCAACGAAGCUGUCAAUGCCUGAUGAUUACAACGCAAUGUUUAUUCUUGGAACUUUCUUUAUUUCGUCUUAUAUUACAUUUACGACGGCUACUUACAUUAAAGAUCCUUUUCGUUAUACGACCUUACAAUUAUACAGUACAUUGUAUAACAUACGAUUACAGUGAACUCGUUUCUUUUUUUUUGUGUGUAUGUGUAAGCAAUAUAAAAAUUAUGUCGUGAUUAACUAUACAGUGUAUAUACAGCGGCGUGCAAAUGUAUCGAAACACGAUAUUACUUUUUCAUAACUCCAGAAUGCAAAAUUUUGUAAAAUUUCUUAUUAUAUACAUGAUGAUUAUGAAAAGUAAUUUAAUUUAAUUCAUGCUUAUUAGUUUAAACGAGAGGAAAAUAUGUUUAUUUAUAUGCGGAUGACUUGUUUCGAUUUUAUAAAAUAAAUGUAAAAUAUUCCAGACAGGUAUGAAAAACAUUAUAAAUGAAUGUCUUGUUAGUAGGUUGUGAAUUUUUGCAUUUUUUAUUAACAUAAUAUAAUAAGUGUUCCUCUGAAAUUUUCCCCUACUGACAUGAACUGUGAAUUUUGCGAUUUAAA